AUGGCGCUCCGCUACGGCGCGAGACGCCGCCGCCGGAACGCCGUCGCCUACGGCAAGCACGGCAAGGUGCUGCGCUGGAUGAUCGUGCGCCUGAUGAUCGACUACGACUGGAAGGCGCCGCAAAUCGAGCGGCACUUGUCUGUGCAAGGCCGGUUCCGCACCAUCAGCGUCGCGACGAUCCGUCGGAUCGUCAAGAUCUGGCGCGAGACGGGCGACGUCGCGACGCCCCGGGAGGGGACGCGCCGGCGACAGGGCUCGAUGCUACCACAGCACUGGCAGGAGCUCCGCACCGCGCUCCACUACUCCCCGGAUUUAUUCCUGGACGAGAUGAAGACUGUGCUGUGGCUCGCGUUCGAGGUGCGCUACUCCAUCGGCGUCAUCCUCGCCACGAUGAAAAGGCACGGAUACACGCGGCGGGUGCUCAAGCAGCUCGCAGAGAGGCGCGACGCCGAGGAGGAGCGCACCUUCAUCGACGUGUACUCCUCCCUGCCCGGCGAGUACUUCGUCUUCGUCGACGAGACGCGCAAGGACCCGCGGGGCCUCCACCGCAAGUUCGGCUACGGCCUCGUCGGCACGCGGACCUCCGUCACCUCCUCGUUCCAGCGGUCGUCGUCGUACUCGGCGACGGGCGUCCUGUCCCUGCAGGGCAUGAUCGGCUACCACAUCACGGCCGCCAAGGGCGUCAGCGCGCUGCAGUUCCUCAAUCGAAGUGCUGUACCAUCUGUACCGUAG
This is a messenger RNA of Aureococcus anophagefferens, 732 nucleotides long. RefSeq lists its product as hypothetical. The coding region runs from base 1 to 732 and encodes 243 amino acids. The transcript is spliced from 2 exons. NCBI's taxonomy places the organism in Eukaryota, Pelagophyceae, Pelagomonadales, Pelagomonadaceae. The record is from RefSeq and is a predicted model, not a curated record.